CGUGUUUGCGGGCCUCUUUCUCCUCCGCCAUCCUCACCGGCGGCGGGCGCGGGAGGCCCCGGAGGGGGAGUGGGGCGCCCCCGGGGACACCUGCCCGACCCCCGGCCCCACGGAGGGGCGUUGCCCUUUCCGGCGCCGCGGAUCCUCCAGCCGGGGCGAAGCCGUGAGCUCCUUGGGCCGGGGUCCUUGCUGCAGUGAGAGGGGCUCCCAGGGUGUCUCGUCUCGCUUGUGAAGCAAAACCUAGCGCGGGCUCUAUGGAAGAAAUAAGGUCGGCAAUAAGAAUUUUCUUCGCAGACUUGCAGCAUGACCCUGGAACUUGGCCUAGCCUGGGUUGCCGCCUUUGCAAGCGAGGCAGGUCGGUGCAGUGUCAGCCACCACCCGGCAUGGGAUUUCCAGAGAGGUCUUAUUUCAGAACUUUGUAAGGAACGAGAACCACGUGGACUUCUGCGAGGGAGACUGAGCUGGCCUGAGCUUGAGGGAGAGGAUCAUGGGGACCCAGCCUGUAGCUGACACUGAGGAGGCCAAGUGGCAGAAGGUCCUGUACGAGCGACAGCCGUUUCCCGAUAACUACGUGGACCGGCGUUUCCUGGAAGAGCUCCGGAAAAACAUCCACGCCCGGAAGUACCAGUACUGGGCCGUGGUGUUCGAGUCGAGCGUGGUGAUACAGCAGCUGUGCAGCGUCUGUGUGUUUGUGGUCAUCUGGUGGUAUAUGGAUGAGGGCCUUCUGGCCCCCCAGUGGCUCUUUGGGACCGGCCUGGCCUCUUCACUGAUUGGCUAUGUUUUGUUCGAUCUCAUUGACGGAGGUGAAGGACGGAAGAAGAGUGGGCGGACCCGGUGGGCUGACUUGAAGAGCGCCCUGGUUUUCGUUACUUUCACCUACGGUUUUUCCCCAGUGCUGAAGACCCUGACGGAGUCUGUCAGCACUGACACCAUCUAUGCCAUGUCAGUCUUCAUGCUUUUGGGCCACCUCAUUUUCUUCGACUAUGGCGCCAAUGCUGCCAUUGUAUCCAGCACGCUGUCCUUGAACAUGGCCAUCUUUGCUUCUGUCUGCCUUGCCUCGCGCCUGCCCCGUUCCCUGCAUGCCUUCAUCAUGGUGACUUUUGCCAUCCAGAUUUUUGCCCUGUGGCCCAUGUUGCAGAAGAAACUGAAGGCAUGUACUCCCCGUAGCUAUGUGGGUGUCACGCUGCUUUUUGCAUUUUCAGCCUUGGGAGGCCUGCUGUCCAUUAGUGCUGUGGGAGCCAUCCUCUUUGCCCUUCUGCUGUUUUCCAUCUCUUGUCUCUGCCCUUUCUACCUCAUUCGCCUGCAGCUUUUUAAAGAAAACAUUCAUGGGCCUUGGGAUGAGGCUGAAAUCAAAGAAGAUUUGUCCAGGUUUCUCAGCUGAGUUAGGGACUUCCAUUCGGUUCUUAAGGGAAGCUGAUAGACUAAUCUCCCGGCUCAUACAAGAUUUGAAGUUAGAAUCCCAUUCUGGAAGCAACAUACUAUUGUGGGUAGGGGAACAGAGAUCAAAAGAAAAAGCUAACCAAGGGCGUGAGUGGUGAAGGUGUUUUUCUUUCUGUUACUCUGUGGAUGAAAAAGCUUUCUGGGACCCUCUUGAAUUACUGCCUCAUUAUUGCUGUAACAAAGGAAGUGAUGUGGUUUCUAUUAAAAAAAUAACAACACAUCCA
Messenger RNA from Panthera uncia (snow leopard), 1664 nucleotides. It is a transcript of the gene PIGC, whose product is annotated as phosphatidylinositol glycan anchor biosynthesis class C. Bases 488 to 1381 code for a protein of 297 amino acids. Lineage: Eukaryota; Metazoa; Chordata; Mammalia; Carnivora; Felidae. The record is from RefSeq and is a predicted model, not a curated record. Gene Ontology annotation, biological process: GPI anchor biosynthetic process. The transcript is spliced from 2 exons. Gene Ontology annotation, cellular component: membrane; glycosylphosphatidylinositol-N-acetylglucosaminyltransferase (GPI-GnT) complex.